CGAGUAGUCAAACGCAACGGUCGCUUCAGUCCCGCUCAGGGAUCUCCCGAUACCCAAGCCCGUGAAAGUUUGUGGAUACCAGUUUCAGAUACCAGUGGCUUUGUGUACAAUCUAUAUAUGUGAAAUUCAACGCGAAAUCCCACCCUAAAAAAAUCCUCGGACAUCUGCCGCUUGCAGGCUGCCGUUUAGGCGGUUGAUUGCGCAAUGGUUUAUCACCAACACAACCACGAUAUCCGGAUAAUACACUGCAGAAAACAAUUAAUUACAUGGCGAAGGAGGAGCUGGCUGCUGGCCAUUGCUAUGGUUGCGGCAUCUGUGGUUUCUCUGAUUUCACAAGAAGCUGCUGCCCACGACCAAAAUGCACCUCCAAUACUGUAUGUUCGAGAGCGAAACUGGCGAAUACCAGAAUCAGAAAGAGUGGGCCAGUUUAUUGAUCAGGUCCGGGCCGAAGAUCCCGAUGGGGAUGACCUGAUAUUUGGAAUAGAGCCUCGCUUUUCGCCGAUUCCCGGCAGUGGAGAUACUCCAGAGAAGCUGCCAUUUCAUAUAGACAGGGAAUCCGGUGUAGUCACGCUCAACGAAAGUCUGGCAGGAAGGGCCGGUCAAAAUUUUCUCAUCUAUAUAACUGUCACCGAUGGACGCUAUACGGCCAAAAAUGAAGUCUUCAUAAAUAUUUUGGGGGAACGGGAGAAGAGCAUCGGCCCUCGACCGCAAACAUCGAUUUCGAACGUGGUGCACAAUAUAUCACAAUUUCUGCCCCGGUUCGACCAACUGCCCGGUGUCCAGUCCAUUCGAAAUGGGCUGCCAAAUAACCGGCCAGACUUUCGAUUCCCGCCGGUGCCCCAGAGUCCAGGUGGCGGCCUUUUCGGACCACCCCCAUUCGUGAACUACCCAUCAAACUACCCGCCGCCGCCUCCGCCCCCGGAUCAUAAAACAGAGGCCAGUUCCGAGGACACCGAGCCUGAUGGUGAUUCUGAAGUGACACCGCCAGAAACACCCCCCAGGAUAAGCUCCACAACGCAGAAGAGCCGCACCAAACUGACGCCAAUAAGUGCCAAUAAUUCGACGAGGGUGGAGCAGCCAGUCCAGAGUGGCAGUGGUAAUAACACCAUCAACGUGUUCUCCAUCAAGUCCGGCACCAUUCCCAUUGUGGUCACCAUUGGCGGUUUCGUUGCCGCCCUGGCAGUCUUCCUGGCCUUUUUGUGUCGCCGUCGCCUGUGCGCCAUCAGCAGAACUCUGAAAAAGUCCAAGGAAAAGGAGGAGCUGGCCAAGAAGUCCAAUCCCAGCCAGCUGAGUAGCACUCUCACCGACGAUAGUCGCAACUCGAUGGUGAUGCAACAGUGGCAGGGACCCGUGGCCUUUGCGAAUCGCUACGUGCCCUGGGAACGGGACCAGCAGAUGGGCAUUGCAACUUCCCAGCUAUCAACAGGUGUCCCCAAUGCCGGAGAUGCCACUGCAACAGCCCAGAGUCCUGGGACAGGUGAGCCCGGUCCUGGGGCCGGAGGCAUGGCUGUGGGUGGUGGCACUUCCGGUGGCCUCCAGGCGGAAAAUGGUAUUGCUGGCGAGGCAAAGGGCGACCGCUGGGAAUUCCCGAGGUACCGAUUGAAGUUCUUCAACAUAUUGGGCGAAGGUGCCUUCGGACAAGUGUGGCGUUGCGAAGCCACAAAUAUAAAUGACUCUGAGGGCAUUACAACGGUGGCGGUGAAGACCCUUAAGGAGAGCGCCACCGAAGUGGACCGCAAGGACUUGUUAUCCGAGCUGGAGGUAAUGAAGUCCUUGGAGCCGCAUAUCAAUGUUGUCCGCUUGCUGGGCUGUUGCACCGAUAAGGAUCCGACUUUUGUCAUUUUGGAAUUCGUGAAUCGCGGCAAGUUGCAAACUUAUUUGCGCAGUUCGCGAGCAGAGAGGCACUACGGCAACACCCAUGGGAAAUCAAAUAUUCUUACCUCCUGCGACCUAACAUCCUUCAUGUAUCAAGUAGCCAAGGGCAUGGAUUAUUUAACUUCUAGGGGUAUUAUCCAUCGUGAUCUGGCUGCUCGAAAUAUUCUCAUUUCCGACGAUCACACCUGCAAAGUGGCAGAUUUUGGCUUUGCUAGGGACGUCAUUACUUCGAAAAUAUACGAAAGAAAGAGCGAGGGAAAGCUGCCAAUAAGAUGGAUGGCCACAGAGUCACUUUACGACAAUAUAUUCUCCGUAAAAUCCGACAUCUGGAGCUUUGGCAUUCUGAUGUGGGAAAUUGUAACCUUGGGAUCCACACCAUAUCCUGGUAUAUCGGCAGCCGAUGUUAUGAGAAAGGUGAGGGAUGGCUACCGUUUGGAGAAACCAGAGCACUGCCGUCGAGAGCUCUAUAAUAUUAUGUAUUAUUGCUGGUCACAAGAUCCGCAGGAGCGUCCACUCUUUGCGGAAAUAAUCCAAAUGCUGGACAAGCUGCUUCACACCGAAAUGGACUACAUAGAGCUGGAACGAUUUCCAGAUCAUAAUUACUAUAAUAUUGUUAGUCUAAGUGGUGAGAAGUUGUAGAUCUAUCCCAGGAUACCGUGCACUGAUUCCCAAGAGCUUUAUUACCUCCAAGACGAAAGACUUUGGGCAACCGGAUACCCCUCUCGAGUCUUUGACAGAAAUCAGAUAGAAAUAGGUAUUACUGCCAUUAUUUAUUGCACCAGGACAUAUCUGUUCCCAUCUGUAAUUCCUGUUUAGUUGUAAGAUAACUACAUCCUUACGUUGUAUGUGUUCACGUUUUAUUUAUUUGAUUCGUAUUAUGUACUCUAAAUUAUCAACCGUGUAUAAAGUUAAAAAU
This is a messenger RNA of Drosophila bipectinata, 2791 nucleotides long. It is a transcript of the gene Cad96Ca, whose product is annotated as tyrosine kinase receptor Cad96Ca. Gene Ontology annotation, biological process: homophilic cell-cell adhesion; protein phosphorylation; positive regulation of kinase activity. Gene Ontology annotation, cellular component: plasma membrane; signaling receptor complex. The record is from RefSeq and is a predicted model, not a curated record. Gene Ontology annotation, molecular function: calcium ion binding; ATP binding; transmembrane receptor protein tyrosine kinase activity. Lineage: Eukaryota; Metazoa; Arthropoda; Insecta; Diptera; Drosophilidae.